AACUCUUCUUUGUCACAGAUUUCAUUUUCUGCAAUAAUCCAAAAACCAGUGGAAAAAUUCAAGUGUCGAGGUAACCAGGUGAUGCUAAUUUCCGUGUUGGCCUACAAAACUACUCAUCGCUGCAGCACUCCAUUGCGCAUGACGAUUCACUUGGUACAAUGGCGCCUCUAGAUCUGGAUAAAUAUGCGGAGAUUGCAAAACAGUGUAAAUACCUUCCAGAAAAUGACCUCAAGAGGUUAUGUGACUACGUGUGUGAUCUCCUGCUGGAGGAGUCCAACGUCCAGCCUGUCUCUACUCCUGUGACAGUAUGUGGGGACAUACAUGGACAGUUCUAUGAUCUCUGUGAGCUCUUCCGGACCGGAGGACAGGUUCCAGACACAAAUUACAUCUUUAUGGGGGACUUUGUUGACCGGGGAUACUACAGUCUGGAGACGUUCACCUACCUGCUGGUGCUGAAAGCCAAAUGGCCCGACCGCAUCACACUUCUCCGUGGAAACCAUGAGAGCAGACAGAUCACACAAGUUUAUGGCUUUUAUGAUGAGUGCCAGACCAAGUAUGGGAAUGCAAAUGCGUGGCGUUACUGCACCAAAGUGUUCGACAUGUUAACAGUUGCAGCUCUGAUGGACGAGCAGAUCCUGUGUGUCCACGGAGGCCUCUCCCCAGACAUUAAGACCCUGGAUCAGAUUCGAACCAUCGAGCGGAACCAGGAGAUUCCCCACAAAGGAGCAUUUUGUGACCUGGUGUGGUCAGACCCUGAAGACGUGGACACCUGGGCCAUCAGUCCCAGAGGAGCUGGAUGGCUUUUUGGUGCAAAGGUCACAAAUGAGUUUGUUCACAUCAACAACCUGAAGCUGAUCUGCCGGGCACAUCAACUCGUCCACGAAGGAUACAAGUUCAUGUUUGACGAGAAGCUGGUCACGGUGUGGUCGGCUCCUAAUUACUGCUAUCGCUGUGGUAACAUUGCCUCCAUCAUGGUCUUCAAAGACGCCAACACGAGAGAGCCGAAGCUCUUCAGAGCAGUGCCUGACUCCGAGAGAGUCAUCCCACCCCGAACUACGACACCUUACUUCCUGUGACCACAUUAAAACUGACACAACAGUGCACAGACACUGACUGGGACAGGGGCAUCAGCAUGUGUAAACGCAUAUGAAUGUUGUAUAGUGCAUUUAGAGUAUUUACAGUGCAUCUCCUGUUGCCAGCUGUUAUUCCCAGUAUGUGCAUAUGAUGCCAUUAUUAUUCUGAAGCUUGAAUCACACUGAGACAUGGCAGCCAAGUGAGUUAGCUCAGUAGCUUUGCUGUGCUGUUUAAGUGUCUGAGAGGAAGAAUGAACAGUGCACAACUGACACCUGUAAAAUGUUCAUAUUUAUAAACUUCAAUUUUACUUUGCAAUAAAAAGUCACUGAGCUAGUUGCAGGUGCAGUGUUAAACACAACAUAUCAUUUAUUUUGUUAUGGUAAUGUAUUAAAGCUGGAUGUAAGAUAAUCAAGAACUGCACAAAAGCAACAACUGCAUCUAUUCUGUCACAUUUCAAUGGCGUUAUACAGUUUGUGUUAUUAUGUGAUCUUAUAAAUAAACAGAGAGUUGAUGUGUAAAAAAUUAAAUAUACCUGUAUGUUAGAGGGUUGUGACACCUGUUAAAAGAAAUCUCUAAUUUUCAGAUUUUGAAUCAGCACUUGUAAUUAUUAUUAUUUUUCUGUGUCACCAUGUUUUUAAAUAAAGAAAUCCAAAAAUUGUA
Messenger RNA from Seriola aureovittata, 1734 nucleotides. Its product is annotated as serine/threonine-protein phosphatase 6 catalytic subunit. Gene Ontology annotation, cellular component: cytoplasm. Gene Ontology annotation, biological process: peptidyl-serine dephosphorylation; G1/S transition of mitotic cell cycle. The record is from RefSeq and is a predicted model, not a curated record. Gene Ontology annotation, molecular function: protein serine/threonine phosphatase activity. NCBI's taxonomy places the organism in Eukaryota, Metazoa, Chordata, Actinopteri, Carangiformes, Carangidae. The transcript is spliced from 7 exons. The coding region runs from base 159 to 1076 and encodes 305 amino acids.